Messenger RNA from Lachancea lanzarotensis, 3669 nucleotides. It is a transcript of the gene RPM2, whose product is annotated as LALA0S01e01134g1_1. The record is from RefSeq and is a predicted model, not a curated record. Lineage: Eukaryota; Fungi; Ascomycota; Saccharomycetes; Saccharomycetales; Saccharomycetaceae. The transcript has a single exon. Bases 1 to 3669 code for a protein of 1222 amino acids.
AUGGUAUUCAAGUCAUUCAAGUGCAAGUUCUACUCCAAGAGCUAUCACUCUUCGGCGCAGAAGCAGUCAACGGCCUUUUUUGAAAGCUCAUAUCAGUAUUUGCGCCGAAAUCAGGGACUUGUUAGCCAGGACAGCUGCAUUCCAUCUUCAGACAAUGUGGUGGUGACUCCCAACCCGGUGGUCGUGGCCAACGUUAACUACAACAACGUGGAGCUGGCACUGGAUUCCGAGGCCUGUGAAGGAACUUGUUUGAAAUCACACAGAUGUUCAGAUGAGGGAAUAUCCGAGCCCCGACCAGGACACAGCAGUGGGUCGCGCAGAAGAAGUUUGGGAUCGACAGCCGUUUCCGCUACCGUUCCCAUUGCUCAGUCUUUAGACAGAUUUCGUUCAAGACAGCACAGCGAAAAUUACGCGCGCUACACGAGAAAUACACAGCUAGAAAUCAACGAGAGACUCUCUAAGAGUUAUUUUUCCACCAGCUCUGUGGAACGUCCAGGUCGCACAAUUUCAGAUACUCUAGCCUCGAUACCGAAGGAUGCUGCGGAACCCACUCCCGUGCCGUCAGAUUCCAAAAUCCCAGACACACCACAAGAACCAGCCGAGAGCUUUCAAGUCGAGGCAUCACACAAUACUGAUAAACACAAGGGUACGCCGAUUCCAACAUGGGAGCCAGAUAACGAAGAGUCUCUAAAUCCAGAAACUUUUCUAGAAACCCAGACCAAUUAUAUCAAGACAUCUUACGAGAAACGGGAUUAUAACAGCAUAAAUGCGUCUUUUCAAUCCCUUAUACGAAAUAACAUCAUUCCACCAUUGGAAUUGUAUGCUUUGGUGAUAAAAUCGGUCUGCAACAGAGAUCUAGAUAAUGACAACGUGGACAAUCGUAUGUUUCAGCUGUUGAACUGCUACCAAAGCCUCAUUGACAAUAAAAUGAAACCUACAGAGGAAAUUUACAAUGAAGUCAUAGGUAGUCUGCUGAAAGGCUCUAUCGCCGCAUAUGAAAUGGGUAAUGUGAACGGUCCGGAUUUUUAUAAGAUCGCGGUCGAUCUUUUACAGGCUUCGACCACUCACAUUUCGCAUCAGUUUUCCAAAGAGGUUUUAGACUGCUCUCUUUUGGCAAUGAAUCUCUUUCCCGGAUACGUCAAACUUGACUACGUCAAAGAUAUUUUGCAAAACUCUCAAUCAUAUUACAAGGAUUCCUUCUACUACGUGGCCCUUCUAGGUUACGCAAAGAGAAUCAAUGAUAAUGCCGCCGUGAAGACGCUAUAUGAGGACUUCAGAAGCAUGUGUGCUUCUGCUUCACAUCUACAGCGGCAUCAGUAUGAAGUGUACAGUGCUGUUUUGACAGCAUUGGUUGAGACUGGCGACAUGCCUCUCGCGAUCAAAUUGCUCGACAAUGUUUUAACAGACGCAAAAGAAAGGGUUGGACUUGCAUCCAACGUGACGUUGAUACUCUCUCACUUUUUGAUAUCAGUCAGUAAGUUGGAUUGUAGAAAGGCUUACACUCUGUGGUAUGAGUUUAAGAAACUUCGCUGGGUGCCAGAGUUCUCCCACAGCUUUUACCUGACAUUGUUGUCGAAUAGCAUGGGAGAUUGGGAGCUUGCGAAGAAGAUUUAUGAUUACUCUUUUCCCAUGGUUCGUGACAAAUCAGUUAAAACACACUCUUUCACUGAUCAUCUUUUGAGUUUAUCUGGCGCUGAGACGACUUUGAGUUCCUUUUUAGAUUAUGCUCUACAACUGAAGGAUACAGAGGUUGUGAUGAAGAUACUUGAAGAAUCCGUUGUCAAAGAAUAUACGUUUGAUUCUGAGGUAUACCCCUUCAUAUUUCAAUUUUUCAAAGAUAUCCGGUGUCCUGAGGAUUACUUGAUUAGAUUUAUCAACUGUCACGGUGAACUUUUGAAUAAGAGCAAAGACAAAUUCAACUUUUUGAAUGGGUUGAUCGAUGCGUACCAGUCUCAGGUUAUUUUGAGUAAAGUUGCGGAUUCGAGAUUCUUUUUGGACUGCUGUGAAAGAUUUAAUGUAUCGGACAGUCAAACUAACUAUAGUGGCUUGAUUGCAUGCUUUCAAAGCAUGUGGGGAGCCCCUCAAACGAUCGAAAAGUACAGCUAUAACAUCAAACUACAUGGAAUCAUGAUAUGCAAGUUGUACGAUCCUGAGGGGUAUUACGCCGUAAUGGAAAAUGAAUUCAUGCUUCAGUUCAAAGACCGCUUGACGACCAGAUUUGAAAAACUGAUGCUUAACUAUCAGCGACUUUCUCUGGACCCCAACGAUAUAAUGGGCACAUCGAUACAGGCCGCGAAAAUGAUUAGCAUGCCAGACGAGGUAGUGAACUACUUUGCUCAUCCAGGUGACUGGGACAAGUCGUAUCCGCUAUGCUUAGGUUCAAUGAUAAGAAAUUCUCUUGCGACAGGGCGGAAAGCUUACGAACGAUUGCGCACAGAGGGAUUUAGCUUUGACUAUGACACUUACAAACAACUGGUAAUUCGUAAUGUUAACGAUGCGGAUACUAUCACCACAUGUUUGGACCUUUGCCCGGACGAAAAGGAAAUGGGCUACAUUGCCAAUUCUUUGGUGGUGAAGACUAUGGGCAGAGAGCUCGAAAAUAAGGUCUUAGCACAUCCUUUGUUCAAAAGCAAAAUUUUGCCAUACCUAAAGGAUGACUCUUACCUCCGUCUUGCAAGAAACGUGAGUGAUAUUCAAACGUUCAUUAACACUGUAAACUUCCCUGAAGAUUUUCAGGGGAUUGCAGAACAGGCGGAACACAGAAGUACUAUAGGAUACGUUUACGAGGAGCUGUUCAGGAACAAGCGGUAUCAUGACAUCACAAGGCUCAAUGAAACAUGUCCUGUUUUGAACAUUGGGUUGUUGUUAAAGUCGUGCAUACGUUCGGGUGACUUCUCGCAAUACGGUAGGCUUUGGAAUAAACUUCAAAGUCGUCUUGGGUCUGAAAAGUUUGAUAUACAAGCAGAGUUUUUGCUAAACGACAAAAAAGUGGAUGAAGCUAUCAAAACGCUCAGGUCUAAGGGCGCUAAAAGUGACCACAAGUCAAACGAUCUGCUUUCUUUUGCACUUUUCCUCAAGAGUUUCACAACGCCUGUGGUUCAUCUAGACAGAGUCGAAAAUACUUUGCAAUUAGCCAACGUGCUUUCGACGCAAAAAAGUUUCUCAGGAAUGGUAGCUCUCUAUCAGGAGCUGAUGUGUGACCAGAAUAGAAUCAUGGAUAUGACAACGCAACAGGCAGUAAACCUAGAAAUCAGUGAACAGAUGCUCAACAAUCUACAUGACUCAAUUCAGUUUAUUAAUUUGGAGGAAGACUGCUACAGGAAAAUCGCCAUGCAGAAGCUCACCAAUUUUUUCAGGUUCAGGACAUUUCUAAAGCUCCCUGAAAUUUCCGAGGACGACAUUUCUAAACUUAUUCGCUUCUAUUCUAGAGUACAUCGUCCCAGUAUCGAUGCCCUUUUCAACAACAUUGUUGAGACCAUCUACCUCAAUCCCAAUACUAGGUGCUUGUACCUGGCGAACGACAUGAAAUUUCACUUUAAGCCAGAACAACUAUCUAGGCUCAUCAAAGAUAUCGAAACCUUCUACAUCAAAGAGUCCAAUCAAGAGGAUGCUGAGAGAACACAUAGUUUUCAAGCCGUUCUGAGGAAACUUUAUUGUUUGAACGAAUAA